GGACAAACCUCGGUCAACUCAGAACUCCUAACUGAAAAACCUCACUUUGGCUUCUUCCUUAUUACCAUAAAAAAAAAAAAAAAAAAAACGAUCUCCACUUUCGUCUGCUGCUGAAUUAAUCAAAGAGAAAUGCAUUUGAAGACGACCAAACAUCCAUGGCGGUUAUCGCAGGUCCAUCUCCAUCGAAAUCUCUCACGCUUCUCCUGUCGGCGUCUGGCCGAAGCUCCGCCGAAGCUUGACCUCCCGAUCUCCGCCUCGCGCUCGCAAUCUCUCGGGCUAUCAAUUCGUUUUCAGCCCAUUAAUCCCUUGCGCAGACGUUUUUCGGAGCAGUUGCCCGGUUCUUUUGAAUCGGAACAAGAUCAAGAUUUUGCUUCCAAAGAUGCAGAGACCCUUGAGCAAAAGGAGGUUUCAGCUUUGGAGAUUUUGAAGAAAGCAAACUCCUUUCUACCUCAUGUUGUUCUUGCUAGUAUCCUAUUGGCUUUAGUUUAUCCACCUUCCUUUACAUGGUUUACCACCAGGUAUUAUGCACCUGCACUAGGCUUUUUAAUGUUUGCAGUUGGGGUUAAUUCCAGUGAAAAGGAUUUUCUUGAAGCCUUUAAGAGACCAGCAGCCAUACUUGCUGGUUAUGUUGGUCAAUUUGUGGUCAAGCCGCUUCUCGGAUACUUAUUUGGCAUCAUCUCUGUUGCCGUAUUUGGUCUUCCAACUCCUAUAGGUGCUGGGAUUAUGUUGGUAUCUUGUGUUAGUGGUGCGCAGCUCUCCAAUUAUGCUACUUUUCUGACUGACCCGCCAAUGGCCCCACUAAGCAUCGUCAUGACAUCACUUUCUACGGCUACAGCAGUGGUUGUCACACCGUUGUUAUCGCUCUUGCUCAUUGGAAAGAGACUGCCUGUUGAUGUUAAAGGAAUGGUGUCUAGCAUUCUGCAGAUUGUAAUUGCGCCAAUUGCUUCAGGCUUGCUUCUGAAUCGAUUCUUUCCUCGACUAUGUGAUGCUAUUCGUCCCUUUUUGCCUCCACUAUCAGUAUUGGUUACUGCUCUCUGUGUUGGAGCGCCACUUGCUAUCAACAUUAAGUCUGUUUUAUCACCUUUUGGAGUAACCAUUUUGUUGCUCAUAGUUGCAUUUCAUUUAGCGGCUUUUGUAGCCGGUUACAUCCUCACUGGAGUGGUCUUUCAGAAGGCACCUGAUGUGAAAGCAUUGCAAAGAACGCUAUCCUAUGAAACAGGAAUGCAAAGCAGUCUUCUGGCUCUUGCACUUGCAAAUAGAUUCUUCCAAGAUCCACUUGUUGGUGUGCCUCCAGCGAUUUCCACUGUGAUCAUGUCAUUGAUGGGAUUCUCGCUUGUCAUGGUUUGGGCUAAAAAGAAAAAUUAACUACAGAGUGGAACUGCCCGCGCUCGGGACACCUGAGGAUGAAAGCAUUUGGAGGCAAGUACAGAGCUGCCUUCAUCAAAUGUCUAUAUUGCUUUGGAUAGAUUCGUUUCCUUAUUAUAUUUAUUUUCAAGAAUGUUAAACUCCAUUCUUCAUAUCUGAUGGAAAAAGAAAAAGAGAUUCCCUGCUUAAAACAUAGGGGAAGAGCCCAAAUUUUUAUGCAGAGCCAAGAUUAUUUUCCUUCUUUGCUCACGCCUGUUUACAAGAGAUGGAGAGUGAUCUUUGUCAUCUUAAUGAGCAUACACACGCAUUUGUCCCUGAAUAUGAAUGCUAGCUUGUUACUCAAUGAACAUUGUCAAGUUCUGAAUUAUUCUGAUUCCAAGUUUACAAAAAUUUUAUA
Morus notabilis is the source of this 1762-nucleotide messenger RNA. Its product is annotated as probable sodium/metabolite cotransporter BASS6, chloroplastic. The transcript is spliced from 8 exons. Gene Ontology annotation, cellular component: membrane. Lineage: Eukaryota; Viridiplantae; Streptophyta; Magnoliopsida; Rosales; Moraceae. Bases 130 to 1365 code for a protein of 411 amino acids. The record is from RefSeq and is a predicted model, not a curated record.